Messenger RNA from Caretta caretta (loggerhead turtle), 4326 nucleotides. It is a transcript of the gene FOXM1, whose product is annotated as forkhead box M1. Gene Ontology annotation, cellular component: nucleus. Gene Ontology annotation, biological process: regulation of transcription by RNA polymerase II; regulation of cell population proliferation; G2/M transition of mitotic cell cycle. NCBI's taxonomy places the organism in Eukaryota, Metazoa, Chordata, Testudines, Cheloniidae. The record is from RefSeq and is a predicted model, not a curated record. Gene Ontology annotation, molecular function: RNA polymerase II transcription regulatory region sequence-specific DNA binding; DNA-binding transcription factor activity.
AAGGCCUUUGUCAGUGGUGUCCAGGGCGCUCUAGGAAGCUGCUUCCUCCCACAGAGCUCUCUGGGCAACCUGCGGGGUUGUCAUCACUCUCUUGCGCUCUCUGAGAGGGAUGGUUCUGACCCUGGCCCCCUGGCACUCUCUGCGUGACACCGCGGGCGUUGCCGUAACCUCACAGAGGGGUCUCUAAGUGACAGGGUCUGUUCUUGUAGUCUUCAAUGGAGAGCGACUGUACAGACCAAUGAUGAGGACCAGCCCUCGCAGGCCCCUGAUUCUCAAGAGACGAAAACUGUCCCUCCCGGAUGGCAAUGCAUCCAACUCUCCAGCAAGAGAUGAACCGGAUGGGGAGAGUAAAGGAGCUCCCAAGCAGGAGCAUAGCAGAGGGGACAAACCCAGGGACAGAGUGGAGUGUGUCACCCAGAAAUUCCCAGCAGGAAUAAAGAUCAUUAAUCACCCAACCAUGCCCAACACCCAGGUGGUGAUCAUCCCUCCCGAUGCUGACAUCCAGAGUAUCAUUGAGGCUCUGACAGCCAAGGGGAAAGAAUGUGGCAGCAAUGGGCCCAACAAGUUCAUUCUUAUCAGCAGUGGGGGCAGCUCUCGCCCCACAGGCUCAGCAGCAACUCAGCAGAAGCUCCAAUCAAAGGAUGAGAUGAGCACAGCAACAAAGGGGACCAGACCAGCAGAUUGUCAGGGUGCAGAGAAGAACAUUGAACAAAACCCUGACAAAACUGUGGAAAGGGCAGUACUGUGGCCUCCACAAGCCAAUUCCAUGGGAGGACAAGAACAGGAAGGAAACAGUAGUGGAGAGGCAACGAGCAGCGGGUUGGAUAACAGUCUGACUAACAUCCAAUGGCUAGGGAAGAUGAGCUCUGAUGGGCUGGGCCCCUGUACUGUGAAACAAGAGAUGGAGAAGGAGAACCAGACACCUGUGCAGGAGAGGAUCAAGACUGAAGAAGACUCCAUUGCUGCUACUGCUACCUCCUCCUCCUUGUGGCAGGACCCGGUAUCAGAACGGCCCCCCUACUCCUACAUGGCCAUGAUCCAGUUUGCCAUCAACAGCACUGAGAAGAAGCGCAUGACCCUGAAGGAUAUCUAUACCUGGAUUGAGGACCAUUUCCCUUAUUUCAAAUAUGUGGCCAAGCCGGGCUGGAAGAACUCCAUUCGACACAAUCUAUCACUUCACGAUAUGUUUGUCCGGGAGACGUCUGCCAAUGGUAAAAUCUCCUUCUGGACGAUCCACCCUGAUGCCAAUCGCUAUCUGACGCUGGACCAAGUGUUCAAGCCGCUGGAUGCGGGGUCACCAACAUCGCCUGAGUACUCUGAAUCACAGCAAAAACGACACAUUCCAGAACUCCAGAAGAACACAGGGGGCAACAGCAGCAACAAAACUGAGCCGCAGAAUGCACGCCGAAAGAUGAAGCCUUUGCUUCCUCGCGUCAGCUCCUACCUGGUUCCAAUCCAGUUUCCUGUGAGCCAACCUCUCAUCCUGCAGUCCUCCCUGAAGGUGCCUCAGCCCGUGGCCCAGGGAGCCUCCCUCAGUGGCUCAGAGUCUAUCCGGAGCAGCAAGCGUGUACGCAUUGCUCCAAAGGUGUUGCCAUCGACUGAAGAGCCAUCCUCAUUCUUGCCCACGGGGCCUGUGAAGGAGAAGAGUCACUGUGAUGAAAGGCCGUCCCCAUUUGCCCCAACCCAAUCUGUAAAGGAGAACAACUCCCAGCCUGGUGAAGCACCAGCCUCUUUCCCUGCAGCCCUGUGUAUAAAGGAGGAGAAGGAGGACUGCUGUCCUGACAAAUGGCUGCCCUCAUUCCCCCCAGUCUUGUCUAUAAAGGAGGAACCAAUGCAGUCUGAUGAAGAGCCAGGCCUGUUGCUCCCAGUACCAUGUGUGAAGAGGGAGAAACACUUCCCUGUGCUGAAGUCCCCGCCCCGCGGCGUAUCUGACACAGUGAUUAUAAAGAGGCGGAAGAUGGGCAGGUCCAGAAGGAAACAGCACCUAGUGCUACCUUGCUCAGAAGAGCCAGUCCUGGUUCUGCCAGAGAGCAGUGGCUCUGACUCCUUCAGGUUGACAUUGGACUUUCCUUUCCUGCAGGAAACCCAGUCUCUGGAGCUCAGCUGCUCCCAGGAGGAGGGUGGCCCCUUUAAAACACCAGUCAAGGAGAUGUUCUGCAAACUGCCAGUUUCCUCCACCCCAAGCAAAGUCCCAACUGCUACGCCACCAACGGGGGGCCCUGACUCCUGGAGACUUGCACCCAUUGCUAAGGAAAGCAGUGAGCUGGAUUUCAGCCCCGUGAGAACCCUUCAGGUGCCAUUCACAUCCCUCCAAGAGAACUUGGACUUGCUGGGCUUCAACAGCACUCCCCUUAAAAACUCCUUGUUUGACUCCCCUCAACAGCUUCUCCAAACAGAGUCCAAUGACAUGGUUUCCGGGCCCCUCACAAGCUCUCCUGCUUCCAAUCCUGAAUCCACCAAGCAAUCAUCCCCGGAAUUGCCAGCCUCUGGACUUCCUGAGAACCAGUCUCUCAUGGAGGGCCUGGUUCUGGACACCAUGAACAACAGCCUGAGCAAAAUCCUGCUGGAUAUCAGCUUUUCUGGCCUAGAGGAUGACAUCCUGGGGCAAGAGAUGAGCUGGUCUCAGUUUAUUCCUGAACUGAGAUAGGCUGUGUUUGGCUUAUUCCCAAGCUGUAAUGGACACUGGGCUCUACUGAGACUUGCUUAGAUGGGAUAUGCAGGGGCCCAUAAUGUGGUUUUGACUUAUUCCCAUUGGGAAUACUGGGCUGUGCUGAGAUCUGCUUGGCUGGAAAACAGACAGGCCCAUUGGCUGCUAUGAGCUCAUUUAUGAGCUGCAAUAAAUAUUGGUCUGGGACAGGCUGGGGCUUAUUGGCUGGUCUUGCCUCAGGCCUGAGUAAGUGGAGAAACAGAGUCCCUUGUGAAAAGGUGUCAGGGAAGGUUUCCAGGUGGGUGCUGAAUCACCCUGCCAUCCAAGGGGUUGGAGGCGAUGAGGAUAGGCCCCUCCAAAGUACACCUACUGGAGGGAGGAAAGUCCCAAGCCUUUCCUGGCUCUGUCCUCAACAACUCCCUCGUACAAUUCCCUUCCUUUCACUCUGCUCCACUUUUCUGAGAUGCCUUGCCUGUCAUGACUCUGUAAAUAUUGUACAUUCCUUAAAUUAGCUUUUAAUUAUAAAUGUCACUUUAUUCUUUUAGAACUUUUAUGGGCAUAGAAAUGGGUGGUAAAAGGCUUGAUUUGAAGCAUUGUCCCUGUCUCUUCUCCCUGAACCAGGUUGAAUGCCUAAGAUGCCAUUUUUGGUCUUUUUUCACUUCAGAAACACAUUGGCAUAGGACACUCUGAGUGUUGGCAGGGGCAGAGGUUGAAAGAUCACCCCUCCGCAAGUGUGUGUCUAUUCCAAUUGAAGUGGUGGAGAGGAAUUGUAAGAUGGAUGUUAAAAUCUUCACUUAAAAAUAUGCGGUCUCUUGAAACUCACUUGUGUAUCUUCCACUGCAGUGUGUAAUAGGGCAGCUGGUGUCAGUCCUCCGGAGUUUAUGUAAUAAGAAGGAAUGUGCCCUGGAAGGACUUUAGAUAGGGCCUCUGUUCAAAAACAAAAUAAGACACAGACAUACCUCAACCAAACCGUUUCCAUUUACUGUGUAUAAACUGGGGGUGGGAUCGCUGGGCCACGUGCUGCCAUUGCUGCUUUCAAGAGUCAGAGCCAGCACCGCUAUUCUAACUUUCUUUCUUGGUGCGAGUGCAUUUUAACAAUUCACUCAAGGUAGACAAUGCAAUGAGGAGUUAAUUUCCAUUGCCUAAUAUUCAUGCUCUAGCACUGUGAUUCAGUUCUGAAAGCAAGCCCUAGACUAAUUCAGGAGGUAUGUGGGGUGGAAAAGAACUGUGAGCGGAAGGGGGAAAGAAGGAUGAGUCGGGUUCCAUCUUGUCAACGUUUGGGGAAAUCCCACAAUUGUGGGAGAUUCCUAGGAUCUGUUCUGGUAGCUGUCCAGAGCUGAAGACCCAGACAGUAAGCUCUUAGCUUUUUUCUUCCUCAGCUUUGAGAACUCCAGGAUCAUGAUUUCAUACGGUCACCAUUCCCCCUUCUCCCCAUCUUAAAUGCAGCUUAGCUUUAGGGGCCAGGGGGAGCAAAAACAUAAAUUUUUCAAAAAUAGAAGGGUGAGGUGGAAAAAAAGGAACAAGCAAGGGAUGAAAGGAAAGCAGCAAAUAGCCAGGAAAGAAGGGAGACGGUGGCAACUGUGUCCACCCAUGGAGCAGGGAGACGAUCCACCAGUGUAUCACAUGUAGGAGCGCCAGUAAAAGACUAGGAGACACCUGGCUAGCACCAAGCCACUGUU